AUGGCUAGCACUGAGCCCGAACACGAGCACAGAGAAGAAGCGGAAGCCCCAGCCGGUGAAGACGAAGACACCGGUGCUCAGGUAGCUCCGAUCGUCAAACUGGAAGAGGUCGCCGUUUCUACUGGUGAAGAAGAUGAAGAGGCGAUCCUCGAUCUGAAAUCGAAGCUUUAUAGAUUUGAUAAGGACGGGAAUCAGUGGAAAGAGAGAGGUGCUGGCACUGUUAAGUUAUUGAAACAUAAACAGUCUGGAAAAGUUCGUCUUGUUAUGAGACAAUCUAAGACUCUCAAGAUCUGCGCUAAUCAUCUCGUGCUGCCGACCAUGUCAGUGCAGGAGCACGCAGGGAAUGAUAAGUCGUGUGUGUGGCACGCUACGGAUUUCGCUGAUGGUGAAUUGAAGGAUGAGUUGUUCUGUAUCCGUUUCGCAUCUGUUGAAAAUUGCAAAACCUUCAUGGAAAGGUUUCAAGAAGUUGCUGAAUCCCAAAAGAGCGGAGAGGAAAAUAAGGAUGCAACUGCUGCUGCUGAUGCCUUGGAGAAGCUGAGUGUUGAAGAGAAGAAAACUGAGGAGAAAGCUGCGGAAGAGGCACCCACUGCUACCAAGGAGGAGGAAACUAAGACUGACACAGAUAAGAAAGUUGAGAAGCCUGCUCCCUCACCUUGA
Molecule: messenger RNA, 657 nt
Organism: Dovyalis caffra
Lineage: Eukaryota; Viridiplantae; Streptophyta; Magnoliopsida; Malpighiales; Salicaceae
Source: the annotation of a GenBank genome assembly